Molecule: messenger RNA, 2270 nt
Organism: Podospora pseudocomata
Lineage: Eukaryota; Fungi; Ascomycota; Sordariomycetes; Sordariales; Podosporaceae
Exons: 2
Coding region: 227-2224 (665 amino acids)
Molecular function (GO): oxidoreductase activity, acting on CH-OH group of donors; flavin adenine dinucleotide binding
Source: RefSeq, a predicted model, not a curated record
CUGGCAUGCCACGUAAAGGUGUGAUGACUGAUGACGGUUCCAGACUUGCUGUUGCGCUGGUUCGGAUUCCCAAAUCAGCACUAUUGCACCAUGGCUUGGAGAGCAGAAUAUCAACCAAGUAUGGCUUAGUUCCUUGGUAAGGUGAAGAUGACUGCAGUGGUAUAAGAGGAGGUAGAGCUUUGCCAGACAUUUACAAUCGGUUUCUUUCUUCUCUUCAGUCGCAAUAAUGGCAGCCAAAUUUACGCAUUGCUUGACGGCCAUUCUGGCCCUGUGCGCCACCCCCGCACUUGCUAUUCCAGGUGGCGGCAACAACAACAAUCAAGAUGUCUACGACUAUGUGAUUGUAGGCAGUGGACCCGGCGGAUCUCCACUUGCUUCCAACCUCGCCAAAGCCGGAUACUCUGUCUUGCUCCUGGAGGCAGGCGAUGACCAGAGCGCCGAUAUUGGAACACAGCUCAUCAAUGUCGGCAGUACGUCCAAUGCCAACCGCUGGGGAUUUUACGUGAGGCAGUAUGGCGACGACACGCAGCAGCUGAAGAACAACCACCUGACAUGGAGACGAGCUGACGGGACCUUGUUCGUUGGCAAUGGAAGCUCUGCUCCAGCUGAUGCCACGCCUUUGGGUGUUUUCUACCCCCGGGGCGCGACUCUCGGUGGGUCGUCGGUCAUCAACGCCGGCGUUACAGUGUUGCCCAGCAAGAGCACCUGGGAUGAAAUUUGGAGGAAAACGGGUGACCGCAGCUGGAGCGGUGACAACAUUCGCAAGAUCUUCACGCGUGUUGAGAGGAACCAUUAUCUCCCACCCGGAACCCUGGGCCAUGGAUUCAAUGGCUAUCUCGACAUCAACGGAAAUGAUGGCGAGGUCUACUCUCGCAGUCCCGGCAUUCUCUCCGUCUUCAGGUCUAUGAUCGCAUCCAUCGGCGGCAACCCCAACAACGCGCUCACCGAUGUGACUCGCGAUCUCAACAACCCCUCUCCAUCUCGAGACACAACCCAAGGUCUUUUCGGCCUUCCUUUCCACGCCAACCAAACCUGGGGUCGUUUCAGUGCCCGCACCAUCGUCCUUGACACUCUGGCUGCCAAAAAACCCAGUGGAUCUCCUCGCUACCCCCUGACCCUCAAAACAAACAGCCUCGUGACCAAAGUCGUCUUCGACAGACCCCGAAACAAGAAGCCCCGUGCCAUCGGAGUCGAGUACCUCGAAGGACAAUCCCUCUACUCGGCCGACGCCCGCCACAACCCUUCCAACACAGGCACCAAACGCACCGUCAGAGCCCGCAAAGAAGUCAUUCUCUCCGGCGGCGUCUUCAACACCCCGCAACUCCUCCAACUCUCAGGAAUCGGCCCAAAAGAACACCUCCGCUCGCUCAAUAUCUCCGUUCUAGUCGACCUCCCCGGCGUUGGCUCCCGCCUCCAAGACAACCCCGAAUACCCCGUCGUCGGCAUCGCAAAAGACAAUCAACCCUUCUUCACGAUCCCCAUCCCAGGCGAGCCAGACUGCUUCUUCGGCUUCGGCCCUCCCGGCGUCCCAGAUCCGUGCAUCGACCUCUGGUAUCAGGGUCUUGGCCCCUAUGCCCGCCCAGCGGCAAACACAAACGCUUUUAUGCUCAAGACGAACUACUCCGGUGAUGGGGAGCUUGACAUUCUCGUGUUUAGUCUGGCGAAUUUUGCGUUCAGGGGGUAUUGGCCCAAUGAUGCGGCUGUAGCUAUCCCUCCUGAUCCGUUGGGGGUGUUUGGCUUUUCGGUUGUAAAGAUCAAUCCUAUUUCCCAGGCGGGGACUGUUAGGUUGAGGAGUGCAAAUCCGCAGGAUACUCCCCUGAUUAACUUUGAGAUGUUCCAGACGGGGGCUGAUCAAGAUUUGGGAGCGUUGGCUGAGGCGGCUGCUUGGGGGAGGAGGGUUUAUGGGAAUGUGGAGGGGCCGACGGGGCCGAUGACGACUACUGAGCCGCCUUGUGACGGGGGGACGGGUUGUUUUGCUGGGGAUAAGGAGUGGGCGAGGGAUCAGAGUUUUGGGCAUCAUGCUACUAGUACCUGUGCUAUUGGUGGGGAUAGGGAUCGGUUGGCGGUGUUGGAUAGCAAGUUUAGGGUUAGGGGCGUGGAUGGGUUGAGGGUGGUGGAUGGGAGUGCGUUUCCCAAGACGCCAGGGGCGUUCCCGGUGCUGAGCACGUUUUUGUUGAGUGAGAAGGCGAGUGUGGAUGUUUUGGCGGAUGCUAGGCGGUGGUGAGGUUUGGGCGAUGUGGCGCUGUCGGUGCCUACCUUCGUAGCCAUCU